Messenger RNA from Serpula lacrymans var. lacrymans S7.9, 1597 nucleotides. RefSeq lists its product as uncharacterized. The record is from RefSeq and is a predicted model, not a curated record. Bases 43 to 660 code for a protein of 205 amino acids. The transcript is spliced from 5 exons. Lineage: Eukaryota; Fungi; Basidiomycota; Agaricomycetes; Boletales; Serpulaceae.
GAACUUAUCCUUUUAUUCUUUCUCUGUCCGGCGCUGUCCAGCAUGGAGCCUCCAGUGUAUUAUUCAAGGGCAGAGUUUAUCGAAACGGACACUGGCAACAAAGUUUCACGACGUGCUACCAUAGCUGGUCCUCAGAAUAUCAUACUCGGAGGCAAAACUAUCAUAUCCAGCGGGGCUAUCAUAAGGGGAGACUUGAGACGAACUGGUCCAGGUCAUGCAGUUGUAAUCUCUCUAGGCAGAUAUUGUUUGGUGGGAGAGGGAUGCAUUGUCAGGUAUGCUACGUUUGUCUCCAACCUGUCCUGCCCAGCAAAUGCUGUGUGUAGACCUCCGUACAAAACAUAUCGCGGUAACUUCAACUAUUAUCCCAUGAAAAUUGGAGACCACGUACAUAUCGGCACUAGCACCAUCGUCGAAGCCGCAACUAUUGGGAGUCACGUCGUCAUUGGUAAAAACUGUGUCAUCGGAAAGUUUACGAUCAUCAAGGAUUGCGCGCAGAUCGCGGACAACACAAUCGUACCCCCCAACACAGUCAUCCCUGCAUUGUCGCUUUUUGCAGGCUCACCAGGUCGCUUUAUGGAAGAUUUACCCGAAUCUACGCAAGAGAUGGUAGAAGCCCAGACGAAGCAAUACUACACUCGGUUUCAGCCAUUAGACCGGUGAUGAAACUUGACCGGCCAACCACUCUUUUAUGUCUAUUCUCUAGGAUCUUUUGGGCUCAAUCAACGCAUGAACCACCAUAGACUGAAUUAUCACUGUAUAACUAUCCAGUACUUUUCCAUGACAUGUAGAUAAUGAUAUUCUAUCUGACCACGACUCGUUGGGAUUCUGCCAGGAUUCCGACUCAGAUGUCACGUCAAAUUCUAUGCAGAGAAUACAUGUAAAAAGUUGGAACAAGGAGCUUUGGCCUUCCAUCAGUACAUUCUCUUAAGCCCCUGAGGUUCGCGUCCUUUAUGUUGACCAGAAUUCUCUGAUAACCCAUUUGCCUAUCUUAUCACCAACACGUACGUUCCCUUCCACUUUGAUUUCUGAACCCUCCAGACUAUCACCUAUAGUAUAAAUCACCUUACCCCCAUCAGUUCUCCAUGCCCAGUCCCAUCCUACACCCAAUUUCCACGGUCCGAUUAUAGCCACAAAUGCAUCCCCAUCAUCCCUCUCCAAAAUUGCGACUCGUGUUCCCUUCCGAAUGGACUCGUCCAACCAGAUCUCCUCAUACUCCUCGACGCAGCCUGUGUCAGGAUUCUUCAUGCGUCCUCGCUCGACACAUCUCAAAGGAUCUUCAGGACGAAUGACAACGAUGCCUUCGUCUACGUCAGGAUUACGAGACCGUGAGUCCACGAAAUGUUUCCAUGUACAAUGUGCUGAUCCAUCCCCAAGGUCUUUGCUAGUCUUUAUACCAGCAGAUGCCCAAUCCAACUCGUCUGGCACGCUGUUUUUCUUUACGCGUACGUCUACGAAGUAUGUGUGUCCAGUGAGGACAAUUGUGUCAGUGUCUUCGUAUGGUGGCCCUUCGCCCCAUGCCAUGCUAACGCGCCUUGAGACGGACAUCAGGGCGAUAAGAUAUGUUUGAGAGCUGAAUUUGGACACACUGAGUCGGCGU